UACGUGGUAAGAAAUAAUUUAGUUACCCUGGAACUGUUACAAAGUCAAGACUAACAUCUUAAUAUAUCCACAUUGCAUUAGUUUUCAGCUUCAUAAUGUCUCAAUCAGGGAAACUUAUUAACUUUCUGGUCCUUCAGUUUGUGGUAUUAAGUCAUGGAGACCAACAUUGUAGUACACCCCUUGGAAUGGAAGAUGGUACUAUACCAGACAACAUGAUCACUUCAUCUAGCUGGUUUGAUGAGCAAUCCGGCCCAAGCGCUGCACGUCUAAAUGGUGAUGGUGGUUGGGCUUCUUACCGCAAGCUGUCAGAUCAGUGGGUACAGGUGGAUCUCAACACCCCUCGCCUCAUCACUGGCAUUGUAACUCAAGGAAAUGCUGUAUACAAUGAGUUUGUGAUGAGCUACUAUGUUCAUUAUAGUAUGGAUGGUAAACAAUGGAAGACUAUACGGGAUUCAUAUCAAAACGCUAAGUUAUUUGACGGUAACCUGGACCAUGAUACACCAGUUCAAGCUAUUUUCAUCAAAGGUGUACGUGCCCGUUUUAUUCGGAUCCAACCGUAUGUGUUUCACGGUCAUCCCAGUAUGCGAUUUGAACUUCUCGGUUGUGUAAACAAAACUCAAUCAUGCUGGUCCUACCCAUGUAAAAAUGGUGCAGCAUGUUCUGAAGUUGGAAAUGACUUUGAAUGUACGUGUUUACCUGGUUUCAUUGGUAAAACAUGUAAAAAAGAAUAUUGCUCAACACCUCUUGGACUGGAGAGUGAAUCAAUACCUGAUAGUCAAUUGUCAGCAUCAUCAUAUUGGUCUGGUGAAGGUACAGCAACAUAUGGAAGACUAAAUGCCUAUGGAUGGGCUGCUGCAUCAGAAAGGAAAUAUGAAUGGUUUGGUGUGGACCUAGGGCACCCAAAGUAUAUAAGUGGCAUCAUCACCCAGGGUCAUUCAUACUGGCCUGAGUGGACAACUAGUUAUAACGUUUUAGUUAGUAAUGACAGUGACACAUGGACAACCAUCUCAAAUGGUACAAGUGGAGAACCUCAGAUAUUUAAAGCGAAUGUUGACAAAAACAGUCAAGUCAAAAACUUCUUUACCGACAUUGUUAUGACAAGAUAUGUGCGCAUUCGCAUCGAAGAAUUCAAAAGUCAUCCAAGUCUCAGGUUGGAAAUUCUGGGGUGCGAAGACCCUGAUGCUUUCGUUUUAGCGACCUAUAAACCAACAACCCGACCAUUGACAACUUCAUCGUCAGAAGGUCACAAUUAUGUGCAAGAGCCAUGUAACAAUUAUCCGUGCGAGAACGGAGGAACUUGCCAGCCAAUCGGUUCCACUAGCUUCUCCUGUCAGUGUCCUGAUGGCUUUACUGGUUACGUGUGUCAGGACGGGCCCGGAGCCUGUGAGUCUAACCCUUGUUUGAAUAGUGGUUGGUGUACAGAGCAAGGAACAAGUUUCAAAUGUGCGUGUCUUGCUGGCUUCACUGGCAAACGGUGUCAGAAAGAUACAUGUGUUGAUGAACUUGGAAUGGAUAAGGGAACUAUUCCUGAUAGCGCCAUCACAGCCUCAAGUUAUGUAGAUUCAUCCCGUCCUUCAGAUGCAAGACCUAAAGGGUUCGGGUGGAUGCCGAGCUCAAGCGAUUAUGACUCGUAUAUCCAGGUUGAUCUUUCCGACACAAAGAAUGUAUCGGCUGUCGUUCUCAUGGAUUACCCACAGUGGUCUAUUGUUGUCACAGAAUUUCAGAUAUCUUACAGUACUGAUGGCGUUAAUUGGCAAUUUGUGACAGGAAAUAAUGGUGAACCAUUGGAUCUGCUUGGUCUUGAAUAUGGCACAGAAAUUCUCCAGAUCCAUAUGUAUGACCCAUUAACCACCCGUUACAUUCGAAUACAUCCUACAAAGUGGAUAGGUUACCAGGCUGGAAUGCGAUUUGAGUUGCUUGGAUGUGAACUCAGUAACACACCUUCUAUUGUCAACGAUCUCCCACCUAUAACACCAGCAACAGCAACAACGAUACCACGUGACGGGAUAGCGUUUUUAUACGGCUUAACUAAUCCAAUUAGUAAUGACCAAGAUACAGCACAGGUUGUACGUUUCGAUUAUAAAUACUUUGAUUACGGAGAUAGUUACGAACCAUCAACCGGUGUUUUCACCAGUACAAUUCCAGGCAUGUACCACGUCUUCGUCUCUGCGACAAGUACAAACCCUUAUCUUCCACCAAUCCUGACAGUCAUGCAUAACAAUAAGCCGCUGAAUGACCAGCUCAGUUCCAAACCUUCCUCCGAUGGACUGCUAAGGGGAGAGCUUGGUAUUGUAAUUCGUCUUGAUAAGGGUGAUAGGGUCUGGGUAGAAAUACCAGCAGGAACAUCUUUGAAGGGAGACAUUGUCAACUCUUCAUUAGCGAUGCAGCUACUUUCGCAAACAAAUUAAAAAGUUAAGUGGCAGCGAUUCGUUGAAUACCGUAAAACCUCGAAUAGAAGCCCAACAGGCUUAAUAUCGAGAAAAGAAGCCCAUCCGAAGUUCACAAAAAAAA
Molecule: messenger RNA, 2511 nt
Organism: Anneissia japonica
Lineage: Eukaryota; Metazoa; Echinodermata; Crinoidea; Comatulida; Comatulidae
Product: neuropilin-2-like
Exons: 12
Coding region: 96-2408 (770 amino acids)
Molecular function (GO): calcium ion binding; protein binding
Source: RefSeq, a predicted model, not a curated record